Molecule: messenger RNA, 1811 nt
Organism: Ceratitis capitata (Mediterranean fruit fly)
Lineage: Eukaryota; Metazoa; Arthropoda; Insecta; Diptera; Tephritidae
Product: cytochrome P450 307a1
Exons: 2
Coding region: 78-1706 (542 amino acids)
Molecular function (GO): heme binding; oxidoreductase activity, acting on paired donors, with incorporation or reduction of molecular oxygen; iron ion binding
Source: RefSeq, a predicted model, not a curated record
GCUUUCAAUAUCCAUUUCAGUAAUAAACUGAAUUGAACGAAGCUGUUAUUGCAAAAGUAUCUUAUAAGGUGUUUAAAAUGUGGCUUUUGUGUGUUAUAAUAUUAAUUGGAAUUUGGUAUCUUCCAAUUUUAUAUCAACAUUUUCGUAAGGUUAAAAUAUUAACAGAUGAAUCUAAAGAAAGGAAUACAAAGACGUAUAAGCAAGCGCCGGGACCAUUUCCAUGGCCAGUCUUCGGCAACUUAAACUUAUUAGCAUCAUGCCAGACUCCUUCACAAACGUUUACGGAGCUUUCUAAGAAAUUUGGAGACAUAUACACUUUAACGCUUGGAUCCACAAAAUGCCUCGUCGUAAAUAACUUAGAGUUAAUUAGAGAGGUACUUGCUCAAAAUGGACAAUUUUUUGGAGGGCGACCAAAUUUCAUUAGAUACCACAAACUCUUCGGAGGAGACAGAAACAACUCUCUAGCCCUUUGCGAUUGGUCGCUACUUCAAAAAAGGAGGCGCAACCUUGCUAGGCGACAUUGUUCACCACGUGACACAUCUCCUUAUUUCGCAAAAAUGUCAGAAAUUGGUUGUUCGGAGAUAGAUAUACUUUUGAAGACACUUAUGACGUCAAUUACUGAUGGAAAGCCUACGUUGUUAAAGCAUUUUAUACAACGAGCCUGUGCCAAUAUGUUUUUUCAAUACAUGUGCUCAGUACGCUUCGAUUACAAGGAUAAUGAAUUUUGUGAAGUUGUUGGAUUUUUUGAUGAAAUAUUCUGGGAAAUAAAUCAAGGAUAUGCUGUUGACUUCUUACCUUGGCUAGCACCGUUAUACAAAAAGCAUAUGAACAGCUUAAUAAAUUGGUCCUCUAAAAUACGGAGUUUUAUAUUGAACCGUAUCAUAUAUAAAAGGGAAAAUAAUAAUGAACAACGACAAGACGAUUUCACGAGCGCUUUGCUUAAAAGUCUAAAUGAGGACAGCAAUGUUUCACGAGACACAAUAAUAUUUAUGCUAGAAGAUUUUAUUGGAGGUCACUCAGCUGUUGGAAAUUUAGUCAUGCUUAUUAUUAUGUAUUUGAUUAAGCAUCCAAAUGUUGCUAAAAAUAUUCAGCUAGAGGCAGAUUCUGUUUCUAAACCAAGUCAUAGGACAAUAAAUUUCUACGACAUGGAUAGUAUGCCUUACACCAUGGCUACUAUUUUCGAGGUUUUAAGAUGUUCCUCUUCUCCGAUUGUUCCACAUGUAGCAACUCAGGAUACUCUUAUAUCUGGUUACGGUGUAGCAAAGGGAACUAUUGUAUUUAUUAAUAAUCAUAACCUAAACCAUAACAAAUUGUAUUGGAAACAACCGGAAUGCUUUAUACCGGAAAGAUUUCUCAAAAAUACAUACGAAGAGCAGAAGUCCGUGCAAUCAAAAAGGAAGCUGAAUGAAUCAGAGGAGCGUGAAAACGAUAUUGCAGAAAAGAAUAUGAUAAUUAAGAAUACACAAAGUCGAGGUCUACAAAUAAGAAAAGGCAUUCCAUAUUUUUUACCAUUCAGUAUUGGCAAGAGAACGUGUAUUGGACAAAACUUAGUUCGUGGCUUCGGAUUUAUACUAGUUGCUAAUAUAUUAAGGCAUUUUAAUAUCAGUUACGAUAUGAACAGUGAAAUAGAAAUAAAUACCGGAAGCAUUGCACUUCCGACGAAACCAAUAUCCGUAUAUUUGAUAAAACGAAAAGAAAUCUUUUGAAUUUUUUUGCACUAUGUACAAAAAAGUGUUAAUUUGAAUACUUAUUAAACAUUUAUAAUUUGAGCUGAAUUAAUUAAACGGUUGAAAUCGAUAAACGUCAAAAAA